AUGUUUUUAUCUUUUCUUCGAUUUGCCUCUUUCUCAGAAAAAUCAGGCAUUCUUUUACAUGAUAAAUUACGUUUAUCAAUUAAAGCAGGUAAUGGAGGUUGUGGUUUAGCUAGAUACAAUGGAAUAGGUGGAAAUGGAGGUAAUGUUAUAUUUAUUGCAAAAUCUAAUGUAACAUUUCCAUCAUUUUUAAAAAAAUUUCAAACUGAUUACACUGUUAAAGGUGAGAAUGGCGCUAAUAGUGUUAUUGUAAAUCUUGUUGGUAAACACGGAAGUGAUAAAAUUUUAGAAGUGCCAUUAGGUAUUGAUUGUGUAAAUGAAGUAGAUAAAAUGCUGGUAGCACGUUGUAAUAAACAUAAUCAAAGAUAUUUAAUAGCAAAAGGUGGAUUGGGUGGUUGUGCAUCAAAUAACUAUCAAGGUAGAAGAGGAGAAAGAUUUUUAUUAACAAUACACUUAAAAGUUAAAGCAAAUGUUGGUUUCUUGGGUUUUCCAAAUGCUGGAAAAAGUACAUUAUUAAAAGCAUUAGUACCUAAAAAAAAGAUAAAAAUUGCUCCGUAUCCCUUUACAACGUUGAGACCACAAGUUUGUCAUUUUAAAUAUCCAACAGAUAAUCCACAAGACUUUCCAUUUUCUUUAACAUUUGCCGAUUUACCAGGUUUAAUUGAAGGAGCUCAUGUUAACAGAGGAAAGGGAUAUGAAUUUUUGAAACACCUAGAGUAUAGUGAUAUUAUCGUAAUGGUUAUUGAUAUAUCUGGCUUUUUUUUAUCUAAUAGUAAUGGCAAUAUCUAUAGAAAUCCAUUAGAAUGUAUAUCAAUUUUAAAUCAGGAAGUAGAAAGAUACAAUUAUAAAUUAUUAAAUCGGCCUGUUGUUUUAGUUUUAAAUAAAAUUGAUAUUCCUGAUGGUGAAAAAAUUGCUGAUGGUAUUAAAGAAGCUAUUGAAAAGCGAACAUGGUUUAAAAAUGUUCCAGAAGACAUUCGCCCAGCUAAUCCUAUUUAUUUUCAAGAAAUUGUUAAAACAAGUGCUAAAGAAGGCAGGCUUAAUAAUUUUCAAGAAAUUGUAAGAAAACUAUAUGAUGAAAAAUAUCCUUUGAGAACAUUAGAUGAUAUAAAAUUUUCAGAUAAUGAUGAAAAUUCAUUAAAAAUAAUAUAG
This is a messenger RNA of Strongyloides ratti, 1146 nucleotides long. RefSeq names its product Mitochondrial ribosome-associated GTPase 2. Gene Ontology annotation, cellular component: mitochondrion. Bases 1 to 1146 code for a protein of 381 amino acids. Gene Ontology annotation, molecular function: GTPase activity; magnesium ion binding; GTP binding. The transcript is spliced from 2 exons. The record is from RefSeq and is a predicted model, not a curated record. NCBI's taxonomy places the organism in Eukaryota, Metazoa, Nematoda, Chromadorea, Rhabditida, Strongyloididae.